Molecule: messenger RNA, 2391 nt
Organism: Mustela erminea (ermine)
Lineage: Eukaryota; Metazoa; Chordata; Mammalia; Carnivora; Mustelidae
Gene: CYSLTR2
Product: cysteinyl leukotriene receptor 2
Exons: 3
Coding region: 670-1707 (345 amino acids)
Biological process (GO): G protein-coupled receptor signaling pathway
Cellular component (GO): plasma membrane
Molecular function (GO): leukotriene receptor activity
Source: RefSeq, a predicted model, not a curated record
CCGCAGCUGGGUACGCAUACCUUGGGGCCCAGGGAAGGGCUCGCACCUGUUGGGGCAAGUGGGACUAGACCGUAGACUGGGAGUCCUGGCAGGUUCCUCAUGGUCUGGACCUCGGGCUCCGCAGGGAGGAGGUGCCUGGCUUUCCUCCCAGUGGAACACACUGUGGACAAGUUUUUGAAGUCCAUGGGUCAGAGCCCUGAGGGGCGGCCCCUGAGGUGGGCGGAGAAUCAGAAACCCGGUCAACUGAGUGAGGACUUUGUGGAGGGAAAUCCUGCGGGAAGAGAGUCUGUGAGCCUGGCUUGGAGUGCCCCAUGCUGUUGGAAGCAGGUUACCUGUAUUAAUGUUACAAACUUUCCCACCAACCCUCCGAGGGACAAAGUUUCAAAUCUCCAUGGAUCAGACCAGAAAACCGAGACCCUGAGAGCUUCAGAAAUUGGAGCAGGAGCCAUGGUGAGUGGCAGAGGGAGGCGUCAGCCCCGGGCCACGUGCUGCUAAUGACCAGGCAGCACGGUGUGGCAUCGUCUCCCGGCCAGCUCGCCGAACGCACAAUCCCGGGUGCAAAGACGGGGCCAGGAGAGCUGCAGUCAGCAAGCUGAAUUACUUGGAGGAGGAAAGCAGGAGGAGUAGAGGAGACAGAGAGAAGACAGCGGGAACACAGGAACCUUCGGGAUGAAAAGAAAACUUAUGUUCUUGCCUCCAUCCACCGCCAUACCAGAAAUGGAAUCCAAUGGCACCUUCACCAGUAACAACAGCAAUGGGAACUGUACAAUUGAAAACUUCAAAAAGGAUUUUUACCCUACCGUGUACCUGAUAAUAUUUAUCUGGGGAACCUUGGGAAAUGGCUUUUCCAUAUACGUUUUCCUGCAGUCUUAUAAGAAGUCCACGUCUGUGAAUAUUUUCAUGCUAAACCUGGCCAUUUCAGAUUUCUUAUUCACAAGUACACUACCCUUCAGAGCUGACUAUUACCUCAGAGGCUCCAAUUGGAUAUUUGGGGACCUGGCCUGCAGGAUUAUGUCUUAUUCUCUUUAUGUCAACAUGUACAGCAGCAUUUAUUUCCUGACCGUGCUGAGCAUCGUGCGUUUCCUGGCAACCGUUCACCCCUUCAGGCGCCUCCAUGUCACCAGCACCAGGAGUGCCUGGACUCUGUGUGGGAUCAUAUGGUUCCUUAUCAUGGCUUCCUCAGCAGUGCUUCUGAAUAAUGGCUCUGAGCGGAAUGGCAGUGUCACAUUAUGCUUAGAGCUGAAUAUGCGUAAAGUUUUUAAUCUGCAGAUCAUGAACUACAUUGCCUUGGUGAUGGGCUUCCUGCUGCCAUUCUGCAUGCUCAACAUUUGUUACCUGCUGAUCAUUCGAGCUCUGUUAAAGGUGAAGGUCCCAGAACUGGGUGUGCGGGUUUCUCACAAGAAGGCUCUUAUCACCAUCAUCAUUGCCUUGAUCAUCUUCCUCCUGUGUUUCCUGCCCUAUCAUGUACUGAGAACCCUCCACCUGCUUGCAUGGGAAGUGGGUGUAUGCGGAGACAAGCUGCAUAAAGCUGUGGUCAUCACACUGGCCUUGGCAGCAGCCAAUACGUGCCUCAAUCCUUUGCUCUAUUACUUUGCUGGGGAAAAUUUUAAGGACAGGCUAAGGGCUACACUCAGAAAAGAUCACCUACGGAAGACAAAGUGCAACAUUCCUGUCUGCAUCUGGUUGAAAAAGGAAACACAAGUUUAAGGGUUUUGUAGAUAAGGCCUGUUCUUGUAUCCUUGUGCUCACAUUCAUUCAUACGUAGUCUCAAAUGACCAUAUAUUUACACCAUUUCCAACAAAGGUCAAUCAAGUCCUACUUCAAACAUUUUAUUAGGUGUGUUUUUAGUGGUUGAGUCUAGAUGAGAAAUGUAGCAGGCAAAGUCUCUACUAGUCUUGCAACCUAAAAUGUCAGACUGGGGAAAAAGUGGUUAGCAUAUUGUGUGCUUCUUUUUGUCAGAUUCUGUACCAGAUCUUGGUCCCACCAGGCAUUCUAGAUCACGGUUAAGACAAUCUCAACUUGUCCAGCUUCUCCAGCCCCUCUUACACCUGCAGUCCUUUAAGAUAUAACCAGUUAACAAAGCUAAAGGAGGUUCCAGAGCAGAUAAGAAAAGCAUCCUAGGAAUUCACUGAAAAGACUUUGUGAAGAAGGUUGCCCUUUAACAGGUCCCAAACAAGAACAGUGAGAGAGAAAGGGAGAGGAGGUCUGGGGCCAGAAAGAGCUGCUGAAAAGUAGGGAGAAGGAGAUAUUUCAUUUUGGACUGAGAUAGAGGCUCUAGCACACUGAAGGCAAGAAAGUUCUCUUUGCCUCUUUCUUGCCAGGAGGCUAGAAAGGAUGGGAAGAGUAGGAGGAAGAACUAGGCCAUUGCCUAGGAUUAGAGGGGUUAUGGGU